This is a messenger RNA of Galeopterus variegatus (Sunda flying lemur), 939 nucleotides long. RefSeq names its product olfactory receptor 5B2-like. Gene Ontology annotation, molecular function: olfactory receptor activity; G protein-coupled receptor activity; odorant binding. The record is from RefSeq and is a predicted model, not a curated record. Gene Ontology annotation, biological process: G protein-coupled receptor signaling pathway; sensory perception of smell. Gene Ontology annotation, cellular component: membrane. NCBI's taxonomy places the organism in Eukaryota, Metazoa, Chordata, Mammalia, Dermoptera, Cynocephalidae.
AUGGAGAACAGCACUGAAGUGAAAGAAUUUAGACUCUUGGGACUGACUGACAUCCCAGAGCUGCAAGUCCCCCUCUUCAUAACAUUUACCCUGAUUUAUCUCAUCACUCUUGUUGGAAACCUGGGGAUGAUCACGUUGAUUCUGUCAGACUCUCGUCUCCACACGCCCAUGUAUUGUUUCCUCAGUAACCUCUCUCUGGCAGACUGUGUUUACUCCUCUGCCGUCACUCCCAAGGUGAUGGCUGGGCUUCUCACAGGAGACAAAGUUACCUCCUACGGGGGAUGUGUUGCUCAAAUGUUCUUCUUUGUGGCCUUUGCCAGUGUUGACUGCUUUCUACUUGCCAUCAUGGCCUAUGAUCGUCAUGCAGCAGUAUGUAAGCCCUUACAUUACACCACCACUGUGACCACCAGUGUGUGUGCUCAGAUGGUGAUGGGCUGCUAUGCCUGGGGUUUUCUUGAAACUGCCAUCUACACUGGGUCCACCUUCUGCCUCUCCUUCUGCCAUUCUAAUGUGGUCCACCACUUUUUCUGUGAUAUCCUCCCAAUCCUGGCUCUUUCCUGCUCUGAUACCUACAUGAAUGAAAUUGUGCUCUUCAUAUUAACAUCUUUCAAUGUCUUUUUUGCUCUGAUAGUUAUCUUGACCUCCUAUUUACUCAUCUUCAUUUGCAUCCUGAGCAUGCGCUCAGCAACAGGACGGAAGAAAGCCUUCUCCACCUGUGCAUCUCACUUCACUGCUGUAACCAUAUUCUAUGGAUCUAUAAUCUUCAUGUACCUACAACCCAGCUCUAGUCAUUCCAUGGACAAUGACCAAAUGGCAUCUGUGUUCUAUACAAUAAUCGUCCCCAUGUUGAACCCAAUUGUCUAUAGUCUAAGGAAUAAAGAGGGUAAUAAUUCUUUCAGGAAAGCCAUUGAGAAGAUGAAGACUCUGCUCAGCUCAUAA